Messenger RNA from Rhea pennata, 1146 nucleotides. RefSeq names its product cytochrome c oxidase assembly protein COX18, mitochondrial. Gene Ontology annotation, biological process: protein insertion into mitochondrial inner membrane from matrix; mitochondrial respiratory chain complex IV assembly. The transcript has 6 exons. Bases 23 to 1006 code for a protein of 327 amino acids. Gene Ontology annotation, cellular component: mitochondrial inner membrane. NCBI's taxonomy places the organism in Eukaryota, Metazoa, Chordata, Aves, Rheiformes, Rheidae. The record is from RefSeq and is a predicted model, not a curated record. Gene Ontology annotation, molecular function: membrane insertase activity.
CGCGCGGAGCGGCUGUUGGGGGAUGUGGGGUCUCGCGCGCACGCUGUGCCGCGGGCCGGGCGCGGCCGUUGCCCGCGCGCCGGGCUGGCAGUUAAGGGGCGCGGCCGUUGCGCGCGCGCCGAGCUGGCGGUUAACGGUCGCGGCGGCGGCGCCGAGCGGGAGCCCCGGCGGGUGGUAUGAGUGGCUGGCGCAGUCGGCGCCCGUGCACUGGGCAGAAGGGGGACUGGUGGCGCUGCAGGCCGCCGCUGGGCUGCCUUGGUGGGCCGGUAUCGUGUGCGGCGCCGCUGUGCUCCGCACGGCCGUCACCCUGCCGCUCGCCGUGCACCAGAGCCUUCUCCUGGCCAAGUUGGAAAAUUUGCAGCCUGAAAUUAAGAAACUAGCUGAGCGUCUUCGCUAUGAAGUUGCUGUUCGUGGAAAGCAACUGGGUUGGUCUGAAAAGGUAGCCAGAUUCCAUUUUAAGAAGAAUCUACGGAGGAUUAUUACAGAACUAUACGUUAGAGACAACUGCCACCCCUUCAAAGCCACUUUAUUGAUGUGGGUACAGAUUCCAAUGUGGGUCUGUGUGUCCCUCGCUUUGCGCAACUGCAGCGUUGGUGCCACGAACUUAGAAGUUCAAGAACAGUUUUCAACAGGUGGAACAUUGUGGUUUACAGACCUCACAGCACCAGAUUCUACAUGGAUUUUGCCUGUUUCGCUUGGGCUUAUAAAUUUGCUGAUAGUGGAGAUCUUUGCUUUGCAAAAACUGAAAGCAACCAGGUUCCAGAAGCUAGCUGCAAAUUUCAUUCGAGUGGUGUCAGUAGUUAUGAUCCCUGUUGCUGCAACUGUCCCCUCGUCUAUGGCGUUGUACUGGUUGUCAUCAAGUUUCAUGGGACUCUCGCAUAACCUGUUGCUCCGUUCUCCAACCUUUCGUCGACUGUGCCGCAUACCAAACACCAAAUCUGACUCGGACACUCCUUACAGGGAUAUUGUCUCUGCUUUGACUACCAAAUACGGUUUUAAGAAAUGAUGUGUUUUGAACUGUGGGGAGAACUGUCCCACAGAUAUAGCAUGGGUAAUUAAGAAGUGAUGUUUUAUUGAAAUGUACUUACUGUAAAAUGCUGCGGCUAGAAUUAUAUUUAUUUUCUAAAUAAAGCAUUGGCUGUCUUU